This is a messenger RNA of Funneliformis mosseae, 648 nucleotides long. NCBI's taxonomy places the organism in Eukaryota, Fungi, Glomeromycota, Glomeromycetes, Glomerales, Glomeraceae. The record is from the annotation of a GenBank genome assembly.
GUUUUCAAAACCUUUCAUUAUUUAACUCAUGAUAUUGACAACAAAGAAAUACGGACGCUGAUGAAUGAAAAGCUUCUGAUUGAACUUCUGGAUGAUCUCACAGACCCACAGAACGAUGGUGUACAUAUACAAAACGUUUUGCUGGAUCGAUGUCUCAAUAACCUGAAUCAUUCUGAUACUCCUGGAUUUGGAGAGCUUCUUCACAACUGCAUCGAACUUCUCUGGAAAGAAUUUUCAAAGCAAUCGUGUUCUAGGAAUUUGGUAGCAUCCCCUCCAGGUCGCCGUUGUCUCAAGCGCAUUCUGUUCGAAUUCAGAAUGAUCAACCAAAUUGAACAAGAGCAACUUCUUAGUCCAGUGGACAUAGUCGCGGCUCUUGUGGAAAAUGUUCUGAACACAAGGAAGUCUUACCUCGUCUGGAAGAGGGAUUUAUGCGUUGUUAGAAACUCUAAAGAGUCAUCAAAAUGCGGAAAAAAUCUCGCUGGGAAGCGAGAAGCCACCAGCGCCCACAGCAAUUCAUCGAACUCGGUGUCUAUGUCUAUUCAAGAUGAACAAGACCUCAAUCUGUUGGAGAUGCCAGUACUUCAAAAGCCAUCAGAUUUGCACAACUUCUUGCGAGAGCUUGAAAAACGGAAAAUAGAAUUAUUUCAG